AUGGAAUGUGUAGAUCCGAACUCGGAAGAACAGGAGAUCAUCACUCGCCUCCGAAAUCUCAGGACUAAGUCCGCGCGACACAGAGUGUUCCAUGGACUCAUCCACCAGCUAGCCUCUGAUGAAUGGCGUGACUUGAGGGAUCAUCUCAAUACACGAACCUUCCAGUGUGAUAUCCUAGGGUUGCUUCCCCCCGAGAUUGCUGUGCAAGUCGCCCAGUAUCUAGACCUAGCGGAAAUCCAUGUUUUGCAGAGAGUCUCUAGAACUUGGCACAAGCUACUGUCAUCUAACCCGGUCCGCGGCGCUGUAUACCGUCGGUAUUCAGGCCGCACCCUCAAUUUCUGUCAUCAGAUAUCUCAUCACAUUUACAACCAGUAUGCCAAGCAGAGGAUCAGACUGGAGCGAGGAGAACCUUCUUCAGCCCUCCGUCGGCGCGAGCCCAGCAAUAUUAGCCCAGCAUGUCUAGACUAUUCGAAUGGACGGUAUGCAUGGACUGGCGAAAUGACCACGGUCGUCGUGCAAGAUCUGCGUUCGCAUGCUAUGCAGAUGUUUUGCACGGAAAACAGAGAACGCAUUGGCCACAUUCGUCUUUCGGAGUUGGUCGUUGCGGUGGUCACUCUACGUGGAUACUGCCAUGUCUGGAAUCUCCGAACGGAGGAGCCAGCAUACUUUCGACUGCCGUCCCGCCUAUUCCACCUCUUCGUUGUCCGCGGCACCAAGGUUGCUUUCGGCUUCAAGGAUCCCGCGGCUGGAAACACUGUUAUCAUGCAAUGGGACUUCAACACGCGCGUCUCCCGCACCUUAGUCGUGGCAGAUCACUUAGUGUUUAUAGACUUACAUUCUACGCUGGAUUGCUUGAUCUCCGUCCAUCUACAACGGAAUGACAACGUUGAUGGCCCAUGGGAUCUCGAAGGGGUUCCGUGCAAUGCCGCACAGUUGCAGGUCGUGAAGCAUUGCUUUGAUGAUUCGUUGGAAGCUCCUCAAACCGCAUCGAAAAUCCUGACCCUGCCAAAGCUAGAGAACAGCGACUGGGUAGUCCGGCCAAAUGCCUGGCUCUCAGAACAAUUCAACGACAGAGCGGGAAUCCUAAUAGCCCGCCCCAAGGGUAGUAAAGAUCACCACCCGCACUAUAUUAUCGCCAUUACCCACUAUAUCGAGACGGAAGAGGUUUUCUUGCAUCUCUUACCUCCGGAGCACACAUCCUCCUCCCACUUACACGUUGCACCUAUCGACCGCAACCUCUUGUACUAUAUCAGGGUUGAGCGAGCCAUGCCCACCAUCUGGAUUUCGCAACCAGGCGCGCAUGUUCCUUACCGGCCAGCCAAGUCUAUGCCUUCUCCGUGGGCGGUCGAUCCUGGUCAUCAUGAUGCCGACGAAUAUGUGCUCAAGGGAGAUCAUGAUUGUGUUUUGUUGGUCAAUAGGGGUGGCGUGAGCGCGUGGUGUUUCGAUGAAGCCGCGCAGCCCUUAUGUGCUAUUCCUUUCCAAAUCUCGGACAACUGA
Aspergillus lentulus is the source of this 1497-nucleotide messenger RNA. Its product is annotated as F-box domain protein. Lineage: Eukaryota; Fungi; Ascomycota; Eurotiomycetes; Eurotiales; Aspergillaceae. The record is from RefSeq and is a predicted model, not a curated record. Gene Ontology annotation, molecular function: protein binding.